Cydia fagiglandana is the source of this 3250-nucleotide messenger RNA. RefSeq names its product GPI mannosyltransferase 4 (gene PIG-Z). Gene Ontology annotation, biological process: GPI anchor biosynthetic process. The record is from RefSeq and is a predicted model, not a curated record. Gene Ontology annotation, cellular component: endoplasmic reticulum membrane. Lineage: Eukaryota; Metazoa; Arthropoda; Insecta; Lepidoptera; Tortricidae. The transcript is spliced from 3 exons. Bases 12 to 1988 code for a protein of 658 amino acids. Gene Ontology annotation, molecular function: alpha-1,2-mannosyltransferase activity.
AUUAAUUUAAAAUGUUUCUAAAAACUAAAAUUUUAAAAGCUAUUCCAUUUAAAAAUCCGGUGAGGUUGCCUCUCACCUACUGGAUAUUGGUAUUUAUUCGUUUCGCCCUUACGGUCGCUCCUCAAUUAGGAUAUUUACAUCCCGACGAGUUCUUCCAGAAUGUGGAGGUCAUGGCAGGAGAUAUAUUCAACAUCGACGUCGCAAAAACUUGGGAGUUCAACCCAAAAUUUCCGAUCAGAAACAUUUUUGUACCAAAAAUGAUCCUGGGCCCACCAUUGCAUUUCAUUCGCAUACUCAAUCCUUACACUAAACAUUAUAUAGGUAUAAACUUACGAACACCUUACUAUUUGCUUGUUAUCCCCCGUCUGUUUGUUUGUUUACUGUCAUUUAUUAAUGAUUACAGUUUAUAUAGAAUAUGUGUCUUAUACGGUCAAAAUUUUAGAAAUAGACUGGUUAUAUUUGCUAGUUCAUAUAUUGUACUUGUUUAUUGUUGUAGAAGCUUUUCAAAUACUUUUGAAAUGGCAUUUUUCUCUGUUCUACUCCUUUUGGUUGCUGAAUGUAUGUUGAAAUCCGAUAAAGUAAUAUAUCAUGAUGAGUUUUUAAGAGAAAAAUAUGAUAAGGCAUCAACUCCAGUUGAGAAAGUUAAACUAUUUAAGCUGAAAAUGCAUUUACCUGAGCAUUCCUUGAAUCAUGUGUUUAUUUUAGCCACUCUGGUGGUUAUAGGGAUAUUUAACCGUCCAACAUUCGUGGGGUUUGCAUUUCCGCCUAUAUUCUUCUGGCUGCAUCGUGGCUUGGGGUCUAAAGUUGUUGGGUUCAAAGACUUUCAUGUUCGUAUAUUCACGUUUAUCCUUUGUGGAGUACCAACGGCUCUGCUUCUCAUACUAGUGGACUCUGGUUACUAUGGUUACUUGACGAUGGCUGAUGUGGAGUCUAUGAAGUGGACGUGGGAUAACUGGGUGGUGACACCGCUGAACUUCCUGCGGUACAACUUGGAUAUGAAGAACCUGACGCAGCACGGGCUGCAUCCCCGCUGGCUGCACCUGGCGGUCAACGUGCCACUGCUGUUUAGUGUGCUGGCGGGGAUGGCUUUCAUCACACUGUCAACUAACACAUACAGGUUCAUCCGAGGCCACUACAGGAAACUGCCCAGGAUCCAAAGCAUCACCGGCUUGAUGCUGUUUUCCCUGGUGAUCCCCGUGGCGCUGCUUUCCCUCUUCCCUCACCAGGAGGCACGCUUCAUCAUACCCGGACUAGUACCUCUUGUCUACCUCUACGGGAACAGGCUACACCCAAACGAAUCCGACCUGCCCAAUCACAGGAAACUUAAAAAAAUACUCCUUUAUACUUGGUUCAUACUAAAUGCCAGCCUCACUCUUUUUUAUGGCUUUAUACACCAAGGCGGCAUCUAUUCCUUCGCUAAUACGCUACACAGAGAAAUCAAAGGCGCGUACGGUAUACACACAUACGUAAUAAGCACGCAUAGUUACAGCAUACCCUCGUACUUGCUACAAUUAGAGAGCACGACUAAAGUAUACAAAGACAGGCAUACUGGCCACAAAUAUAGGCUCACUCCAACGACCUUUCUAUACAAAUAUGGCUCUAUGCCUAUGGACGAACUGUUUACGAAAGUAGACGACGUUCUUACAAACGCCGAGAUGCUUUUACAUGAAUAUAAGAAGCAAUACAGAUUCUACGUGGCCACACCCUGCUCUUUAGAGCUAGAAGUAGAAGAAGCAGCCAAGAAAUAUUAUUACUUUAAGUUGGUGGACGACUUUAGGUAUUAUCCCCAUUUUUGUACAGAAGCGGUACCUAACUUCCCAAGCGGCCACGACCAAUCCUGCGUCGAAAGAAAUCUCUUAAAGAAUGAAUCUCGAGCUGUAGAUCUGAACAUGUUCCAGAGAAUCUCUUGUUAUUUUAAAAAGUUUUGCCUUAAGAUUUAUAGAGUUAAAACAGUUAGUAAAUAUGAUAUUGAUAAGAUUGACAAUUAAGUAAUGUUAUUAUAUAUUCUCUUUUCUUUGUCAAUAAUUUGAGAUUAGGUUUUUGCCUAUAUUAGUUAGGUUAUAUAAAAUACAUGACAUCAACAAAAGAUACUGUAAAAUUCUACUUGUUUAGACUACUUUUAUAUGUUUAAAUGGCGUUAUUAUACUUAUUAUUGAUUUAAGAUAUUUUAAUGUGAUACAAUUCAUCACACAUUCACAGUGUCGACUACACUUUUAGCUAAGAAUGUUUAAACCUCAAAUGAUUUUUACGCCUAAAACUAAACGACUAGUCUUUUAAACAAAUUCCAUUGGUUCUUUGGUAUGACCGGUCGGCUCCCGUUGGUAAAGCAACAAUGUCGUUAAAAAAACAACUGUACCGUGAUAGUAUUAAGGUUCAAAUCUAUGUAACAGCUCGUACGAGUUAACAUGUUUUGGUAAAGUAGGGCGGGACGAUCGACCACCUCAAUGUAGGCGAGCCCUCACAUUAAUACAUAGAUUUGAACCUUAAUACUAUCACGAUACAGUUGCUUUUUUAAGGACAUUGUUGCUUUUUGCCACGUGGCUAAUACGGGAGCUAUUAAACAAUUGCUUUUGUUAAAAGCUAAGGGUCUUAGGCGUAAAAAUCAUUUGAAUAAAUGAUAUACGCUUAGGUACUUUAUUCGUACUUAUGAAGAUUCAUUGUGGGUACUUGUGUAGACAACAUGGGGACAAAUGCACAAUGGUCAACACAAUGUCUCAGGAACGAUUUUACAAAAAUGCUUUAAUUCUUGGUUGUUAUAGGUACUUAUAAUGGAUACAUCACAUGAUUCUUUGUCAAUUUCUUAGAAGUAGUUUAUGUUUGUUUGUAGUGACAAUUAUUUAACCAAAGCUUUAAUUAUUUCAUUCCAAAUGCUCAAUAUAUUAAUCUCAUAUUUUUAGAAAUUAGUACAUACAUAUUUUAACCAUAAAAACAAUGUAAUGAAGUUCUAAACUUGCACCAUCCCACUAACUCGGGGCUAAGCAUUUAAACCGUUACGCAGUGUCAAACUGAACUUGUAACCAUGGUAACUCCAGGUUUAACCACUUAACCCGGGAUAGUGGAAUGGUACAAGUAGCACUAGAGGACUUAUUUUCGUAUAGGUACCUACUUAUAUGAUACAAAUGAAUUUGGUUUUUGUUUUUGACUGUAUUUUAUUCUUAAAAUUUUGCCUCUCAAAUCUGAAUAAAAAUGUAUAUUAUAUUUCACCGUGUGAGAGCAAUGGACUGCUUUGCUAUGAAAUAAACGCUGUUUG